Seminavis robusta is the source of this 1212-nucleotide messenger RNA. The record is from the annotation of a GenBank genome assembly. NCBI's taxonomy places the organism in Eukaryota, Bacillariophyta, Bacillariophyceae, Naviculales, Naviculaceae.
GGUUCACGUCUGAGCCUUUUCGCUACAUGUACAGUACAGGCGCUCGAGCUUACCGCUGGAAUUGCGCGGUGGGUGACAGUCGAGUUGCUCCAGGAUCUUUGAGCUACUAGCACUGAAGUCGAACACAACACCCAUUCCGUCAACCCAAGAAAUCACGACAACGUCAACACAAAAUACCAGGAUCCAACACUCUUAUCACCAAACCUGUCAUCAUCAUGUAUGCAGAAGCUCCAUCGGCGGAAGUGGAUCCCAUGUCAACCAUGCAGACCAGCCAGCCGUGGCAGGAUACCUUUUAUGCUGAAGAGCCCGACAUUGAAGCUGUUUUCGAUGUGGACAUUGAAGCCAUUCGACUCUAUCAACGUCGAACAUCUUUUCAGUUUUGUGCCAUUGUGCUUGCAUACUCUUUCCUGCACAUUUUCCUGUUCCUUGCUCUCAAAGUCUUGAAACGGGAUGGUUGGGCGGUAUUCUUGGUCGUUAGUGUGGCGAUGGUUGGUUCUUUCUUUGUUGCAUGGGUGGCACAAACCUUAAAGGCCGCAGUGUUUGGUGCCACCUGGGCUGCAUUGCUGCACCUGUGCCGUGCUCUUGGCCUCGGGAUGUUGUUCUUCUGGUCGGUUUCGUAUUGGGUUUUUUAUGCGGUAUACACUAGUACAUGUAUGCAGGCCGCGAUGUCUGGUAACACUGUGCCCUAUGGCAGUGGAAGAGUCUACAUGGCCAUUGCCAGUUCCUGUGUUCGUUAUGAUCAGAAGAAUCCCAUGGUUUCGUCGGCCAUUGCUCUACAAGAUAUCUCAACUUGUACUGUGGAGCAACGCAAAAUGAGACGUCGUUGCUGCGGUCUAAUCGGAGAAACCAAAACCAUCAGCUUGAUCCAUCUUAAGGCUGCCAAUAGCAGAGGAUCUAAGAUCUUUGUGGGUGUCAAGGACCCAAGAAACUUUGCACGAUUGGUCAUGACCAUCAAGAACCGCCCUUGUGCUGCUCCUGCUUUUGCUCCAAUUGCUUCCAGCUCUGAAAUUGUGUGGUCAGCAGGAGUGGUUUGACUCUAGUAAGAUGGGAUUGUUUGGUGUGAUUCUGUUAGACAUUGGUGUCAUAGCAUUGCAUAACUUUUUAGAAGAUUGAAUCGAAUCAUUGCUUCGAAAUACUCGGACCCAACCAAACAAUUAAUUGGUACCAGGUACGGUACCACUGUGACACUUCAGGGUAGCAGCUACAGGAAUA